Molecule: messenger RNA, 2319 nt
Organism: Xenopus laevis (African clawed frog)
Lineage: Eukaryota; Metazoa; Chordata; Amphibia; Anura; Pipidae
Gene: cfhr5.L
Product: complement factor H-like
Source: RefSeq, a predicted model, not a curated record
AGGAGAGAGAAAACAUGAGUGUGUACACAUUCUGCAUUGUCCUGCUCUGCCCUUGUUGUUGCUUUGCACAAGAAAUAAAUUGUCAGGCUGAUUAUGUGGCCAAUGGUUUUAUUAUGAACAAGAAAAAUACAUACAGAUUAAGCGACACCGUUGAAGUGGAAUGUAAAAGGGGAUAUUCUCUCGACAAACCAAAUGAAUCUAGGAUAUGUACUUUGAAUGGCUGGUCUCUUCCCCUGACAUGUAUAGAUAAAAUCUGUGACAGACCUGAUCUCCAGAAUGGAAUGUUUUUCUCUGGUGAAUACUUUCCUGCACGAAAAAAUAGUGAUCUUUGGUAUAGUUGUAUUGGUGACUUUGAUCCUGUAUACAAAGAAUCACACAGUUGGUAUUACGGCGUGUAUGGCAAAUCUACUUGCACAGAAUAUGGAUGGAACCCAAUGCCAAAAUGUGUAGCAUUAUGUCGGCGUUCUGCUGCACGAGUCGACAAUGCAGAUAUUUAUCAUGCUAAGAAUCAGUACAAGGAAGGAGACAAAGUUAGAUUCAAAUGUUAUGGAGACUUGAGAACUGAAGAUGGGAGAAAUGAUGGGGAAAUUGAGUGUCUACCCAACCACAAAUUUUCAGAAGCCAGAUGCCUUAGAGGUAAAUCUUGUGAUCAACCUCCAGAUGUUGAGAAUGCAUUUGUUGUUGAAAUGAAACCCCGAUAUCAUCAUGAAGACAGUGCCAAAUAUUCAUGUCAGGCUGGAUAUACAUCUGAAUAUGAUCAAGCAAAAUGUUUGGAAGGGAAAUGGACAAAUGUACCCAAAUGCAUUUAUACAUCUUGUGAAUCAGCUCCAGAAAUAAACAAUGCUGUGCUACUGGAUGAGAAAGCUAAUUAUAGCUCUGGAGAAAGAGCUGUUUAUAUGUGUAACUCAGGUUAUGUUUUUUACAAGGACCAAAAUUCAGCAGUUUGUAAGAAUUCUCAGUGGAUGGAACUGCCAGAAUGUAGAAAACAAGGACAGAGCUGUGGACCUCCCCCUGUGAUACAGUUUGGGGACACACUAGAAAACAGAGAGCCUACCAAUAAACAUGGCACAGUAAUGAAUUAUAAGUGUCCAGAAUAUUACAUACUUGAAGGAAGCAAAGCGGUUAUGUGUAGCCAUGGAAAAUGGGAUGAUCCACCAAUAUGUAUAGAGCCCUGUACUGUUACAGAAAGAGACCUAACCGCUUAUAAUAUUCGACUGAAAUGGCUAAGUGAUAAAAAGCUGUACACCCGCCAUAAUGAGUUGAUUGGAUUUGCAUGUUUAGAUGGCUAUGAAAUAUCUGAUGAGAAGUUGUUAAGAAUACAGUGCAACAGAGGCAACCUACCCUUUCCUAAGUGUAUUAAAAAAGGUUCUUGUUUAUUGUCACUUACGACUAUGGAUGAAAUGCAUAUAUUUGUAAAUGGAAGCACUGAAAUUGAACCUGGCGAAACGGUUAACUUUUUGUGUAAGGAAGGAUGGAUUCCAAAAGAUACAUUGACUCAAGUAUGCAAAAACAGAAUCAUAAAGUAUCCAACCUGUCGAAGCCCCGACAGUUGCCAAAUAUCUCAGGAACAACUAGAGAAUGAGUUGGAACUAGAUUCAAAGGAUAAAGAUUCAGUCUAUUUUGAAGAUGGUGAACGUAUACAAUUCAAAUGUAAAGCUGGCUUUACUAUCACUACUGGCACUGUGGGACUAUGUACAAAAUCACAUGUUACCUAUCCAAAAUGCACUGAUGCAGACAUUUGCAGAUUAUGUCAUGCCCAGCUUGAGGAAAAUGGGUUGGAACUAGAUUCAAAGGAUACAGUCUAUUUCGAAGAUGGUGAACUUAUCCAAUUUAAAUGUAAAACUGGUUUCACUAUCAGUACUGGAACUUUGGGGCUCUGUGCAAAAACACAAAUUACCUACCCAAAAUGCAUUAAAACAUAAGAAUUGUAUAGAUGAAAAUGAAUUCAGCUUUCGGGGACCCAUUUCAAGCACAUACAGACAGUGGUAACUGGAUGAAAAGGAAUGUUACAACUCAUGGCUGAACAAUAAACCUUUCUGUGGCCGUGCAACAUAUGCAUACAUUGAGAUAUUUUAUAUUCUCUUACUUGUUCUUACUUUACCUGUUGACUUUAUAUUUACUGAGGAUGAAAUAUUAUUAUAAAUUUUUAAUGCAGAAAUGAUUGGUAAUCUUUUCCAAGGCUUACUUUUCCAAUGCCUGCUGAAACAGCCUUUAGUGAUUUGCAUGACUUGUAUUUACAAAAUACUGAAUGGUUCAUAAUACUGUGGGCUGGUUUUGAACAUAUUUGCUAAAUUACCAAUAAAAUACAUUUUAAUUUCA